Molecule: messenger RNA, 891 nt
Organism: Macrosiphum euphorbiae (potato aphid)
Lineage: Eukaryota; Metazoa; Arthropoda; Insecta; Hemiptera; Aphididae
Source: the annotation of a GenBank genome assembly
AUGCCGAGCUGUUUUUGUUGUAAUAGAUCGAGAAAUGCAAAAUCCAAAAGUGCUAAUAUCUCUUUUCAUAAGUUUCCAGCUAAAGAAAAUAUUAGAGUAAAAUGGUUGAAUUUCAUAAAUGAAAAUGGUUUGAAUACAAAUGAUAUCACUAAGAACAGUUUAAUUUGUUCUGCUCAUUUUGAUUUAGCUAGUUUUACUUGUAAUGAAAAUCAAAACAUGAGGAUUCUAAAAAAAACUGCUGUUCCAACAUGUAUUGUUGAAAGAGUGAAAAAUCCUAAAAAUGUUUAUCCAGAAUUAGUAAAACCUCUCCUGCCAAGUUUUUCAAACUCUGAUGUGUCUAGUACAAGUAACAACUGUAUUGUGUUUGAAAGGACUGAAGUCAAGUCAUCUUAUGUGUAUGAAUUAAAUACAGAAGAAGACAUGGAUAUUUCAUUGAUAUCCGUUGGUCAAGGCUUACAAAAAAGUGAAAAUAUACAUGAACAGGAAUUGGCUGGUUGUAAUAAUAGUGCAAACGAUGAAGAUGAGAUAGCAUCAUUGUUGCCAGUUGAUUCUUCUUCCACUUCACCAUCCAUAAACAUAGAAAGCACUUCUGAUAAAUUCAGUAUUAAAAAACCUUGUAUGAACUCCAAACAUGAAAUAUCACUAAUGGAUGCUAGCAAGUUCCAUGCAUCAGAUACUCCACGUCGUCGCUUCCUAAAACGAGGAAUUCAGGCACUAAAGGGUGAACUUAAAAUUAAAGAUAUGAAGAUUAAAAAUGUACAACAAACUGUUAGAAGACAGAAAAAGAAAAUUGCAUCAAUGAAAACGAUCAUCACCAAAUUGCAGAAUGAGAACCUCAUAAAUGAAGAUGUUGGCUUCACAUUGUUGGAAUCUUUUGGUAAAGAAUCGUAA